Messenger RNA from Meyerozyma guilliermondii ATCC 6260, 1173 nucleotides. RefSeq lists its product as uncharacterized. The transcript has a single exon. Bases 1 to 1173 code for a protein of 390 amino acids. Lineage: Eukaryota; Fungi; Ascomycota; Pichiomycetes; Serinales; Debaryomycetaceae. Gene Ontology annotation, molecular function: pseudouridine synthase activity; RNA binding. Gene Ontology annotation, biological process: pseudouridine synthesis. The record is from RefSeq and is a predicted model, not a curated record.
AUGAGCUAUGUCUUUGAUGGCAGAUUGUGCAGAGUCACUCCCUACUAUUUCCAGUACAAAACUCACGUGAAACAACGAUGGGUGGGCCGCACCAUUCCACAGGUGUUCGAGUCGGAUUUGGGACAAUCAUCAAGUCUUUCUUACGAAGAUAUUAAGCAUGAUAGACUUCAGCUUCAAAUCAAAGACAAAGGAAAACCGGUCAUUAUACAAGGUGAAAAGUUGAUAACACAGCCGUUGCGGCAGCACGAUAUAAUCUUGAACUAUAAGCACAUUCAUGAACCUCCUAUUGUUUGGUCAGGACCAAUAAGUAUAAUAUACCAAGAUCCAUCAUUGAUAGUGGUUAACAAACCAAGUGGGAUUCCAACCCAUCCUUCUGGCAACUUUCGCUAUAAUUCAGUGACAGAGAUUGUCAAGGCUCAAUUGCAUUUGGAGAGCAUCUUUCCGUGUCACAGGCUUGAUAAGGCUACAUCUGGUAUACUAAUGUUGGCUACCACUUCAGCGGCUUGUUCAAAUAUACAGAAGCAGCUUCAAGAGAGAAAAGAUGUUAAAAAAGAAUACAUAGCAAGGGUCAAGGGCAAAUUUCCACCUUCUCAGCUCGUUCACCAAGAUCCUGUAUUUUUACUUAACUCAACAGCUGGUUACAUUAUGCCAGGAAGAUAUGUCUCUAUCGACUCAUCCACCACCUUCACCAGAUUAAAGUACAAUCUGGAGCUUGAUGAGAGCAUAGUAUCUUGCGAGCCUCAUUCGGGAAAAAUGCACCAAAUAAGAAUUCAUCUACGCAACUUGGGUUUCCCCAUAGUCAAUGACAAGUUGUAUAAUCCAGGUGAAUCGGAUAAACUCAAUUUACUCCGAAACAAUAUUGAACUAAAGUUGUACAAGAAAGUGAAAUUGUCGACAAAAGACAACACUGACAUACAAAUAGACAUUGUCAAGGAGUCUGAUUUUGAAUCGAAAGAAAUCCAGCAAGAUAUAAAGAUGCUUCUUGAAUUACGCCAGGCCCGUUUGGCAGAAUUAUUUCUGUCACCAACUGUAUGUGAAGAGUGCAAGCGGCCCAUCGUAGCCUCUACAGGAGAUGGCAAUUCGUUCUGGUUACAUGCUCGAAAAUAUGAAGUGAAUAUCAAUGGUGAUCUACUUUCGUUUUCUGCCGCAGAACCUGAUUGGGCAUGUAUCUAA